This is a messenger RNA of Echinops telfairi (small Madagascar hedgehog), 2754 nucleotides long. It is a transcript of the gene CHMP7, whose product is annotated as charged multivesicular body protein 7. Lineage: Eukaryota; Metazoa; Chordata; Mammalia; Afrosoricida; Tenrecidae. Gene Ontology annotation, biological process: late endosome to vacuole transport via multivesicular body sorting pathway; vesicle budding from membrane. The transcript has 10 exons. Bases 26 to 1378 code for a protein of 450 amino acids. The record is from RefSeq and is a predicted model, not a curated record. Gene Ontology annotation, cellular component: cytoplasmic side of plasma membrane; ESCRT III complex; multivesicular body.
GAGCUUUGGCGGGGCUGGGGUUCCGAUGUGGUCCCCGGAGCGGGAGGCCGAGGCCCCGGCCGGGAGAGACCCGGCGGGCCUACUGCCCCCCGAAUGGGAGGAGGACGAAGAGCGCAUGUCCUUCUUGUUCUCUGCCUUCAAGAGGAGUCGCGAGGUGAACAGCACCGACUGGGACAGCAAGAUGGGCUUCUGGGCGCCGUUGGUGCUGAGCCACAGCCGCCGCCAGGGGGUGGUGCGCCUGCGUCUGCGAGACUUGCAGGAGGCCUUUCAGCGCAAGGGCAGCGUCCCGCUGGGGCUGGCGACGGUGCUGCAGGACCUGCUACGUCGAGGGGAGCUGCAGCGGGAGUCCGACUUCAUGGCCAGUGUAGACAGCAGCUGGAUCUCCUGGGGAGUUGGGGUCUUCCUGCUGAAGCCCCUCAAGUGGACUCUUUCCAACAUGCUGGGGGAUAAUAAGGUUCCUGCUGAAGAAGUACUAGUGGCCGUGGACCUGCUUAAGGAAAAGGCUGAGGAGGUGUAUCGUCUGUAUCAGAGCUCCCCUCUCUCCUCCCACCCAGUGGUGGCCCUGUCGGAGCUGAGCACCCUCUGUGCUGGCUCCUGCCCAGAUGAGAGGACCUUCUAUUUGGUGUUGCUGCAGCUGCAGAAAGAGAAGAGGGUCACCGUCCUCGAGCAGAAUGGAGAAAAGAUUGUGAAGUUUGCCCGGGGGCCACAUGCCAAGGUCUCUCCAGUCAACGACGUAGAUGUUGGGGUGUACCAGCUAAUGCAGAGCGAACAGCUUCUCUCGCGCAAAGUGGAGUCCUUGUCCCAAGAAGCGGAGAGGUGUCGAGAAGAAGCCCGCAGGGCAUGUCGAGCUGGAAAGAAACAACUGGCGCUGAGGUCUCUCAAAGCCAAGCAGAGGACAGAAAAACGCAUCGAAGCCCUCCACGCCAAGCUGGACACGGUUCAAGGCAUCCUGGACCGGAUCUAUGCCUCCCAAACAGACCAGAUGGUGUUUAAUGCUUACCAGGCUGGGGUAGGAGCACUAAAACUGUCCAUGAAGGAUGUCACAGUGGAGAAGGCAGAGAGCCUUGUGGAUCAGAUCCAAGAGCUCUGUGAUACCCAGGAUGAAGUUUCGCAGACUCUGGCUGGCGGGGUAACCAACGGCUUAGAUUUUGAUAGUGAGGAGCUGGAGAAGGAAUUGGACAUCCUUCUUCAGGACACCACCAAAGAACCUCUGGAUCUGCCUGACAGCCUCCCUGAGACGUUUUAUACCAACAGUGUGCCUCGCCCUCGGAUCUCAGAUGCUGAACUUGAAGCUGAGCUUGAGAAGCUGUCCUUAUCAGAGGGAGGUUUGGUCCCAAGCAGCAAAUCUCCAAAAAGGCAAUUGGAACCGACUCUCUGAAGCCAUUGUGGACCCUCACGUGAAGGACCCUGGUGUGAAAGAGAGACCCAGCUUCCGUGUGUGUACAUCAUUAUUUAAAGGAGAAGCCCUCAGAACGGAUUCAGAAGAGGAAGGAGAACUGCCGUGAUGUUGCCGGAUGCCACCACUUACUACAGCACAGACAGCGUUUCUGGAAGCAACGCUCUCCCAGCUGGCAUCGUGGCCUGCCGUUCAUGUUGAUAGUGCUGCAGUUUAUACAGUCUGUGUUUGCCCUGUCGUCUCUCAUAGCCUGCAGUUCUUGCCAUUGGCUCAGUUAGGUUUGUCUUCACCCACCAGCUCCACGUUCCAGCCAACGAAGGUGAAAGACUUGGAGCUUUGCCAAAUUAAAAUCAGCCCUCUCUCUCCUGCCCCCACUGUUUUCUAGAGGGAUGUACUCUGCCUCUGGGGUCAGUUAAUCAUUGUAUUCCUGUCCCACACUGGUCCCACCGUCACGAGAGUAAUGAGAACCCAACACUUAAAGGUUGUCUUUGAGGGGACUUAACAGCUGCUGCUUUAUGGAGAAACCAACAGUGUGAAAGGUUUCUUUCUAGGGCUGUUUGUGAGAUUCUCCAAGACUCAGAAAAGAGGUCACCCUGAGUGGCUCAGAGCUGUGGCAAUUGGGGGGGCUCAGGAGUGGUUGAUGGACACUGCUGCCGCCUCCGUCUUAGGUGUAAGAUUUGCUGACUGGAAGAAGGGGUGGUGCUCUGUCUUGUGCAGAGAGGCCCAGGUAACUACAGGGCCCCAAGAUGUCCAAAUCCCAUAUGCUUUUUUCAAGAGGCAUGCUCUUUCCCAUGUCCCCAUCGUGGAAUACAGUAUGUAGAUAGAUUUAGUCCCGAACAAGCCACACAACGACACACCUCCCCUCCACGAGCCUGAGCCUGGCAAACCACAGGUUACCGGUGUGAAUUUGAAAACCAUGUCGUUUUGGAGCCUGUUGCUCAGGGCAGGGGCUUCGAGCCAGGAUGUGCAAUAGAAGAGGAAGUUGGUGUUCUGCCCUAACUGCCAGGUGCUUCCUCUGUCCAUGCCCCUCCAGUCCAACCUUUCCCCGUGUUGAAUUGGGACAGGCAGGAGAGGGUCCAAAUGCUCUGGCAGCAUGAAGAAGAGAAGCUGGCAUCUGCACUGCCGCCUUUUUGCUGCAUGAGGUGUGCCUCUGCCCGGGGCCCUUCACCUGCCCUCUGUGUGAGGUGGUGCGGGGGCCAAGUGGAAGCACCUGCUGCAGACCAGGAGCAUGAAUCACCGUCCACACCCUUUCUCGGCCGCUCGAACCUUGGUGAACAAUGAAAUGUCAGGGGUGAAGAGAAACAAUCACUAUUUUUUUCUUUUCUAAUCUGGUAAAUAAUUAAAAGAAAAUAACCCCA